This is a messenger RNA of Striga asiatica, 783 nucleotides long. NCBI's taxonomy places the organism in Eukaryota, Viridiplantae, Streptophyta, Magnoliopsida, Lamiales, Orobanchaceae. The record is from the annotation of a GenBank genome assembly.
AUGCCUCCGCCUUCUGCGAACAGGCCCGAUCUUGAGAGUCUUCUAGAAGCAUCCGCCCCUUCCGACCUCGUCUUCUCCUCAUGGGUGUCCCUCGCCGACGCCUCCGCCUGCCCUGACGACUUCUGUGUCCUCUGCUACGCCGCCGCCUUCGCCGUCGUCGUCGCUCUAGACGGCUUCGGUCCCACCGGAUUUCUGAAAUUCAGCAACCUCAUCCUGCUCCCAAAGUCGAACUUGCAUAUUGAAUUUAAAAUCAUAAGGAUCGGCAUGAACCUAGCCUGUCUCCGCCCACAUCACCGCACAACCUCCACCCUUAGUCCGCCCACAUUGCCGCCGACCGCAACUCCCUCUGACGGAUUUUGGCUUCUCCGGCAACCGCGGUCUGUGCACGCGUGUUACGUCAUAGUGCACACCCGCCGGAAAAGACCACCGUAUCGUCCUGCCUGCCAGCAUCCAUUGACCGUCGUCUUCAUCGAUCCACUCCAUCGCUCGCCGGAGUCCCCUCCAUCGGCGCUCCCACCGCGGCUGACUACCCGCUUGUCGUCACCUGCUCCUCCAACCUCACGCCGGAGUUCUGCUGCCGCCACCACAAUGAAUCCACCACCGGCAACCACGCCUCUGGCCUCGUGCUCACAGGCUUCCACCGCCUUCAACGGCAGCCACGCCAGAGCUUUUCUUCAUCCCUCCGGCCACUUCAUUCGACCAGCACUAGACCAACCGCCCCUAGCCGUCUACAGCGCCAUGGUCGGCUCUUAUUUUACGCCCAAACAUAUCCCAUUUAUUUGA